Messenger RNA from Syngnathoides biaculeatus (alligator pipefish), 2308 nucleotides. RefSeq names its product BRF2 RNA polymerase III transcription initiation factor subunit (gene brf2). Gene Ontology annotation, biological process: transcription preinitiation complex assembly; transcription initiation at RNA polymerase II promoter. Gene Ontology annotation, molecular function: RNA polymerase II general transcription initiation factor activity; TBP-class protein binding. The transcript has 4 exons. The record is from RefSeq and is a predicted model, not a curated record. NCBI's taxonomy places the organism in Eukaryota, Metazoa, Chordata, Actinopteri, Syngnathiformes, Syngnathidae. The coding region runs from base 121 to 1422 and encodes 433 amino acids. Gene Ontology annotation, cellular component: nucleus; transcription preinitiation complex.
AUCUACUCAUACAUAUCUGUGCUCACUUCAGCCUACUUCCGUCCGGUUAUGGCCGGUGUCAUUUAUGGAGAUCCCUAAAUAAAUUGCUGUUUGCGAGGAGGUGGUGUUAGCCAACACAACAUGUCCGCGGCGGCUUUAAAAUGUCUUUGCUGCGGCUCUUCCAGCGUUGUAGAGGAGGACCAUUACACUCAACGUCAGAUGGUGUGUGUGGACUGUGGCGCUGUGGCGUCCGAAGGGGCGCUCACUCACGAUACUUUCGAAGGCACAGAUAUAAGCUACAGCCGCACAACUGCUGUGUCGAAAAAGCCAUGUUUAAACCAAAGGAAAGGCCUGCAGCGACUAACAGCCCUCUGCAGAGUCCUGCGGGUCAACAGCGAAAUCGAAAGGAUAGCCAGCGAGUAUUUCGCACGGGCUUAUGAGCACGAGAGCUUCCUUAAGGUGAGCCUACAGAAGAAGGAGAUCCUGGUGGGCUGCUGCGUGCUGGCCAGCUGUAGGCAGCUCAACUGGCCUGUCAGCAUGGGCACCAUUGGGUGCCUGCUAGAAGCCGACAUGGCAAUGACGGGCGCCGUUUACCAGGAGAUGAUGAAAGUUCUCCGGCUUGAAGUGCCGCACAUCAGUGUGAGCGACGUGAUGGAGUCGCAUUGUAAAGAGUACAAAAUUAGCUCCCUUGACGUAGAAGAAUGCUUUGCCGAGGACCACAGGGACAUACAACAACGAGCCUUGUCCCUGAUAGAGCUGGCCGCCGACUCCUGGAUCGUAACUGGACGCAGGCCCGUCCCCUUAAUGAUGGCGACGGUCUACUUGGCAUGGCAGUCCCUCAAUCCCACCCUCGUUCGCCUAAAUGUGUCCCUGCCGAAGUUCUGCCGCAUCGCCAAGGUGAGACAAAACCAGACCGCCGCCAAGAGAGUGGGCGAGAUCAAGACCGUGCUUUGCAAAUUGGGUAAGGAGAUCCCUUGGGUGACUGAUCCGGUGACGUCGGCCAACGUGGUCAGGUACGUGGAUGAUAUCGUCAAGAACAGAUACGCGUUAUUGCGGAGGGCUUUGAGGAGCCACGAGCAGGCCAUGCAGGAGGAAAGUCAACUCUGCUGUGAAAAGGGAAAUCCCUCUGAGCAAGAAAAUCAGACAUUACGCACAACAAAUUUCCAUUCUGAGAAGUCUAAACAGCCAGGAGAGGGCAGCGAGUUCAAGGCUCAUCAAGAUCUCGAACCCAACUGGGGUAAGAGGAUGGUUUUCGCGCCACCCUGUGUGAUUCACGCCAAGAGACGGAGAGCGGUGACAGAAAGCCUCGAAGGCGUAACUGGCCAUGAGGAGAUCUCGGACAGUGAAAUUGAGUCCUACAUCCGUACACCGCAGGAGGUCAGGGAAUUUGCUCUGGCGCAGAAGGCUUGGCUGUCACAGACUGAUCAGAACAAAUGUGAAUAAUGAAGAAUGGAGCGAGUGUACUUCUGUUGUUCAACUAUGCACUUGUAGAUAACUGCUCGAAAUAACACUCGAGAGAAGGCUCCAUUUUCGUUUUACAAUUUUCUUCAUCUGACUACAAUUAUGUUGCUCAUUCAAAGCUUUUAUCUGUAGAUGCACAAACUAUGCUGAGGAUUUGUGAUGUGCAUAAAUACUGUACACAUAGUCACAUACCUCACGCUAUCAUAACGCAGCAUUCAUUUUCUUCAUCACAUUUCCAUCAGAGAAACAUCUGAGUUAUGCAAAGGUAGUAGCCAUAGAUCAAAAAUUGAUGAAAAACUGUAUCAUCAAUAGCUGUCCAUUUUUUAAAUGCAUUCAAUUUAGUCUAAGUUUGCCACGUGUUAAAACCUAAUAUAGACUUAAAUCUUUUUCUUCAAUGUGACAUUUGAAUCACAUUAACCAAUGUUCAAACAAUUCAUAGUGAUUUUUAUGGCCUAUCCCCCCACUUAUAUACAGGUAACGUGCUUUAUUAUCACACUCAAUAGCCACAGACGACAGAGCAUACACGUCCCUUCAUUGUGAAGAUGACAACUUGAGAACUUUUAACAACCACAACUUUAACAAUAUGCCAAGUGUACAUAUCAUCCAACAUAAAACAAACUACAUGAGACAGACUAAUAAUUAUAAGACAGUGUGAUUACAAUGUAAUAACAACAGUAAUAUGCAUAAAAUAUUUCAUAGUUAAUCAUACAAGAAGUGCUCCCUUCAGAAUGGCAUUUGGCUUACAGGAGGUCCAGAGUUUAAUUGUUGUUGUAGUCUGCAUGCUGUGUGAAGUUGUCAGUGCAAUUUUUUUUAACAGCAGUUAGUCCAUUGGAGAGGAACGCAUGACCGAAAUAAAUUUUCAAAUCUG